UUCUGCAUUUAUCUCUUAUAAAUAUGGGGAAAUUUUACACUAACAAGUCUCAUAUACAAAGUCUGAGCAAAGGUUAAGUCACGUAGCAAUGUCCAAACAAAGGCUGCAGGGUAAGGUGGCUAUCGUCACCGGUGGAGCUGGCGGAAUAGGAGCUGAAGCAGUGAGGAUAUUCGUCGAAAACGGAGCAUCGGUGGUCAUAGCAGACAUCAAGGACGAAUUAGGUCAGACGUAUGCAGCUUCAUUUGGGUCAGAGAAAGUGAGUUACCGCCACUGUGAUGUGAGAGACGAGAAGCACGUCGAAGAAACAGUAGCUUUCGCGGUAGAGAAAUAUGGGAGCUUAGAUAUCCUGUUCAGCAAUGCUGGCGUGGCGGGUCCUUUGUCAAGCAUUCUAGCCUUCGAUCUCACUGAAUUUGACAACAGCAUGGCCGUGCAUCUUCGCGGUGCGGCAGCCUUCAUCAAGCACGCGGCACGUGUCAUGGUGGAAAGGAAGACACGUGGAUCCAUUAUCUGCACGGCCAGCGUGGCUGGUUCCGUGGCCGGAUGCGCGGGUCAUGAUUACACCACAUCCAAACACGGCCUUGUUGGGCUUGUUCGGUCGACGUGCAGCGAGCUUGGAGCUUAUGGCAUAAGAGUGAAUUCCAUUUCACCUUAUGCGGUUGCGACGCCUCUUACUUGUGAAGCCUUGGAUAUGACCGGUGGUGAAGUUGAAGCUGCAGGUCACGCUUUAGCGAAUUUGCAUGGAAUCACGUUGAAGGCUAGCCAUAUUGCAGAAGCUGCUCUGUUUCUUGCUUCUGAUGAAUCGGCUUAUAUCAGUGGACACAACUUGGUCGUCGAUGGAGGUUUCGUCGUUGUUAAUCACGGUCUUCCAUGCAUUAAAAAUUAAAUUAUCCAAUCUGGAAUGCUAUCUUGCAAUAGAAAUCGAGUGAACAAAAUGAUGCCAGGUCAUCCGUAGAGUGAUUGUCCGUGAUUGUCCUAUGAUAAAA
Messenger RNA from Vigna umbellata (rice bean), 983 nucleotides. Its product is annotated as short-chain dehydrogenase reductase 3b-like. The record is from RefSeq and is a predicted model, not a curated record. Lineage: Eukaryota; Viridiplantae; Streptophyta; Magnoliopsida; Fabales; Fabaceae. Gene Ontology annotation, molecular function: oxidoreductase activity.